UCCAAAAGUCAAACACAAGUCACAUAAUUAUGUGCCAAAUGAGUUUUGGAAUUGUAACUUAAAGUGAGAUUCAGAGAAUCCUUCUUCAAAUCAAAUCGGACAUACCCAAAUAUCAGGCAAAAGUAAUAUUCUUGUGCCGCAUCAAUCACACUCAGCUCAUUUCUGAAGGAAAGAACAGGAGGGAGGCGGAAGAAAACUUUUGCAGAAAGUACCAGAAAAUUGUGUGGCUGCCAAAGCGCCUGCAGCCGGAAAUCAAUAUUCGGAAAUAUUUGUUGGCCAACAUUCCCCAGCCUUUUCGGUUAUCUCUCGCAUAUUUGCAAAUGCUAAAAACAAAAUGAAUAAAAACUAUUUCCAAACCCAAAUGGAGAACGACAAGGACAAUGCGCACUGCCAUGCGCAGGAGGAGGAGGACCAGACACAGCUGCAGCGGCAUCUGGGCGAUCUGAAGCUGAAGCUGAGCGACACCGAGCAGCGGCUGGACAAUGAGACGCAGCUGCGGCUCCAAGAGGCUGAGGAAUGGCAACAGUUCAAGGCGGAUCUGCUGACGACCGUGCGUGUGGCAAACGACUUCCAGUCUGAGGCGCAAAUCGCUCUCGAGCAGCUCGAGCUCGACAACAAGAUGCAAAAGGAGACGAUUCGGUCGCUGGAGCAGAAGCUGAAGAAGCUCUCCACCGAGCCGGUCCAGCAGCAACCGCAGCAAACCUUCGCUAGCGAUGAGCGCAAGGAUCCACUGAAUAUGCUGGCCAAGAAAUGCGGCUCCAAGAGGAAUGCACUGCUUAAGUGGUGCCAGAACAAGACGGAGGGCUACCGCAACAUUGACAUCACGAACUUCAGCUCAUCGUGGAACGAUGGCCUGGCCUUUUGUGCGCUCCUUCACUCCUAUCUGCCAGAUCGCAUACCCUACGAUCAGCUCUGUGAGGCGAACAAGCGACGUAACUUUUCGCUAGCCUUUGCCACCGCCGAAUCGGUGGGAAUUGCCACCACACUGAACAUCAACGAUAUGUGCCAGAGUGAGCGACCCGACUGGAGGCCGGUGAUGUCCUAUGUGAUUGCAAUCUACAAACACUUUGAGCCCUAGAUGGACCUACAGUUUUUUGUGUAUAUUUUGUAUCAGUAUUUGAAACUAUAAAGAACAAAAACUAAAACUAAA
Messenger RNA from Drosophila guanche, 1150 nucleotides. Its product is annotated as cytospin-A-like. Lineage: Eukaryota; Metazoa; Arthropoda; Insecta; Diptera; Drosophilidae. Gene Ontology annotation, molecular function: protein binding. The transcript has 2 exons. The record is from RefSeq and is a predicted model, not a curated record. The coding region runs from base 335 to 1078 and encodes 247 amino acids. Gene Ontology annotation, biological process: actin cytoskeleton organization. Gene Ontology annotation, cellular component: microtubule organizing center; filamentous actin.